Messenger RNA from Actinia tenebrosa (Australian red waratah sea anemone), 539 nucleotides. Its product is annotated as U6 snRNA-associated Sm-like protein LSm5. NCBI's taxonomy places the organism in Eukaryota, Metazoa, Cnidaria, Anthozoa, Actiniaria, Actiniidae. Gene Ontology annotation, cellular component: U4/U6 x U5 tri-snRNP complex; Lsm1-7-Pat1 complex; U6 snRNP. The record is from RefSeq and is a predicted model, not a curated record. Gene Ontology annotation, molecular function: RNA binding. Gene Ontology annotation, biological process: mRNA splicing, via spliceosome.
UGUCGGGGACCGCGCAUUCCAGGCCUUUGACAAGCAAAAUGGCGGACGAACCUUCACAGUUGCUUCCUCUUGAACUGAUUGAUAAAUGCAUUGGGUCAAGAAUCCACAUCGUUAUGAAAAGUGACAAAGAAAUUGUUGGUACUCUACUUGGAUUUGAUGAUUACGUCAAUAUGGUUCUUGAGGAUGUCACAGAAUAUGAAAAUACCCCAGAAGGACAACGCAUCACUAAAUUAGACCAAAUUCUGCUCAACGGCAACAAUAUUACCAUGCUUAUUCCAGGUGGAGAGGGUCCUGAUGUAUGAGAGGAGAGAUGGUACAUGAAUUUUUUAAAAUUGUACACCAGAUAAUCUACAUAAUCUUGCAUAUGGAACAGUCCCUUUUACGAUCAACUAUUUACUCAAGCAUCGUAACAUUGUAGAAAAUGUUGGUAUAUAAUUUAUUUAACUAUAAUAUACUUUUUGUCCAGCUUUUUUCAGUCAUUUCAUUUUGUUACAAAAUACUUUGUUGAUGUUGAAAUAAUAAACCUAUCAUGACCUCCA